Molecule: messenger RNA, 2146 nt
Organism: Coniophora puteana RWD-64-598 SS2
Lineage: Eukaryota; Fungi; Basidiomycota; Agaricomycetes; Boletales; Coniophoraceae
Exons: 2
Coding region: 163-2127 (654 amino acids)
Biological process (GO): regulation of transcription by RNA polymerase II
Cellular component (GO): nucleus
Molecular function (GO): RNA polymerase II cis-regulatory region sequence-specific DNA binding; DNA-binding transcription factor activity, RNA polymerase II-specific
Source: RefSeq, a predicted model, not a curated record
GUCGCCCAUCCCUCUGACCAUAUCCGUUGAACGCCCUUCAUAUUUUUCGCGACCGAUCCGAUCAUUGACUCAGUCCAUUGCCCUUUAGAACCUCUUUGCCACGCUUAAAACCGUAUUCUGUUAUAGCAAUCUCAUUUCUAGUUUUCGUCUCUAACCCCCACCAUGGAAGAAAAUCGAUAUACGCCUUCCACGCCUGACAGCGAGGACGAUCUCCAACAUCCGCUCGGCUCGUCGCCGUACCCAUCGGUAGUGAUGGGUAACGACCCAUUCCCAUCGCCGCCCAUUCUCUAUUCUGGGAACACCCCGCAGAACAUAGUUGGGUCAGGCCAACAGCCGCCGUACAGAUAUAUUCAUUCCCAAUCACCUCAGCAACAUUCGGAGUGGCGCCCCUACGGCAUGGGCGAGCACCAGCACGGACAAGCUCCGCCAUUGCGUCAGCAAAGCGACCUCGGGUACCCGGAAUCAUCCCAGCGCACUACGUUCGGCGUCGCGCACCAACAGCCCUCUGCCGUACCGCCUGCAUACCAGGCGUACGGGGGUGUAUCAUCGCCGGUGAACCACCUUGUACUACAUCAAGGUCACAGAUCCAAUGCUCACACUACUCCCUUCUCGGGAGCAUCGCAGUCCUCCAUCGCAAUGCCUGACCCAACUCUGCCACCUGCCGGCCCCUUCGAUCCGGUACCGAUAGCCCAUCCCCAUAUGCAGCAAGCGUAUGCCCAAACUCCCAACCAGGCCCUCCAACCGUCAAUGGCCCUGGAACCUUCUUACUACAGUCGGGGCCAACACCCUCAUGCCCAUUCGCAGGCUGCUCCCGGAGAGGAAUCACGUACACCUUCGCAUCUUGAUCUUCCUUCCCCGCAUUCGUCAUUCCCUCGUAUGAAUAUGUAUCCUCCACACCAAAUUUACCCGGAAGGGCAGGGUUAUCAACCGCAGCAGCAGCAACAACAACAACAACAACAGCGUCAUCAACCGUCGAUACGUUCCUACGACCCCGUCUACUCUUCCAUGGAGCAGACACCCCUCCCUCUGCCGGGGUCCCCCGAGUCCAUGGCACGCUCGAGCCCUGAGCAUAUGUACAGCUACUGGCCGAACUCCCCUGCGAGCGAGCCCGCUUGGUCAGGUAGCAUGGACGACGACGAGAGCCCUUCUUUCGAGCGCGGCGACACCCCGCUAAGCGAUACCGGGCGCUUUGGAGAGUACGGGUACAGAUACCACGACGACGAGUUCGACGAGGACACGGUGACGCCUACGAGCCCCGAGCUCGAGUCCGUCUCGGCUGCAGAGGCAAGGACGAGCGAAUUCAGGCUUCCAAGUAUAAACGAGCUCAACCUCGAAGACGAAGGCAGCGGCAAGGGCAAGGAGAAGGCGCCUACGAAGGAGGCCCAGCCAAAGAAGCCGAGACGCAAGUCCAAGUACCACGACUGCCCGGUUUGCGGCAAGGCUUUCCCUCGUCCGAGCGGGCUCGCGACGCACAUGAACUCGCAUACUGGGUCUCGACGUCAGUUUCAUCUCUUUCUCUGGCCUGACAAGCACUCACCUGACAUUUUGUGGUCCUCGUCCCGUUUGUUAGCCUUCCAAUGCAAGGUUCCCGGAUGCGACAAGCGCUUCGCGGUGCGAUCCAACGCCAAACGGCACCUCCGUACGCAUGGCCUCUCUCCCGAUUUCGACAGUGGGCCGCGCGAGCCCCGCUUCGUUGUCGGAUUCGAGGAUCCUGUGGUCUCGCACGACGUGCAGCCGCCUGAGCGGAACCCCGCUAAGUUUAAGUGGAUCGAGGAGAAACAGGAAGGGAGCGGGUUCCCCGAUUUUGGCCGAGCACCCACGCGACGCCCCUGGGCGCCUCUGAGCAGCGUGCCGGGCCCGUCGAGAUUGCCUGAUAGAGGCAACACUGCCGGUCGUCCGCCACAGCAGCAACGACAGUACCCGCCCUUAACUGAUCAAAACACUCAAAGCCAGACUCGAGGCGGCACUGGGCAGAGGGCAGUGUACCCAGUACCAGGCAUCGGCAGCGGUUCGUCUAGGCAAACCGGCAGAAGCGACGCCGACGAGAAAGAAGAAGUCCAGCAAGAAGGUGGCGAUGACAGCCGUCAUAACGUGGGCGGUAGGAGGAACAUGGGGUAUCACUUUUAAUUCUGGGGAGGGGCGAGCG